Molecule: messenger RNA, 2778 nt
Organism: Stegastes partitus (bicolor damselfish)
Lineage: Eukaryota; Metazoa; Chordata; Actinopteri; Pomacentridae
Gene: minar1
Product: membrane integral NOTCH2 associated receptor 1
Exons: 4
Coding region: 1-2778 (925 amino acids)
Biological process (GO): negative regulation of TOR signaling; negative regulation of cell population proliferation
Cellular component (GO): plasma membrane
Source: RefSeq, a predicted model, not a curated record
AUGGACCCCGACUCAGAAUAUUUUGUGUUCCUGGACCGGAUCCUGGAGGAACUCGACGUUAAGCGGAACACCAUGUCCUACCAGAAUCUGUGCAAGUAUCUGUGUGCUCGUUUUGAUCUGGUGCACUUAGCCAAGCUCCGCAGCCUGCUGUUCUACAUGGCUUGCCUGGAUCCCGCCUUCCCAGCCACUCUCUUCAAGGACAAGAUGCGCUGCUCCAUGGAGGACCCACAGUCCAAGAAGCUCAUGGUGGCUGCAGACAUUGUUACCAUGUUUAACUUGAUCCAGAUGAAUGGAGGAAUAGCCAAAGACAAGCUCCCCAUGAUGCACAGAGCCAAAUUUCACAAGAACCAAUCGGUGGAGCUGUGUACGUCUGACAAUGAUGCCUUUAAGCAUCAAAACUGUGACAGAGGUAUUAGUUAUGAGCACAUGGAUGAGUCCAGGGACGGACACCAUCACCAUCAUCAUCACCAUCGCUCCCAGCAGCACCCUGUGGCUCAGAGUGCUCCUCCCUGUUCCAAAUCAGCUGAGUGCAACAACCGCCAGCAGUUUAUUCCCACCUCAGACCCCAAUUUCCUUCUGGGCAUCAGCAAAGACCUGUCAUGUAGAGCAGCCUCUCUGGACAAACUGCAUCACCUGCCCCAGUACUCUGGCACCAGUCCACCUUCACCACCUUGUGAAAUGCAGAGCACCUAUUUUCCCAUGGACAUAGACAGUGAGUCUGCUAUCGAACAGGAGUCCCUGCAGCACAUUGGCCAUCCAGAGCCCUUUUCUGUUCACUCCUGCAUCCAGAAGAGGAACAUUUUUAAGGAGGACUUUCACAGCUUUGCAUCCUUCUCACCACAGGUCGUCACCACUGAGGGCAAACAGGGCAGUAAGGCUGCAGACGGCUACCAUAGAAGGGAGAUGCACAAGCCUGCUACCUUUUUCAACCAUAGCUUCGAACUGCCCUACAGUAAUCCCUACUUUGAACCGACACUCAACUCUCCACUUCAAGACAGACAGAGGGUGAAGCACGAGAGCCUGGACGACUUACAGGCAUCUACAUACUUCGGUCCAACCACAGUCUCUGAUUGCAUCAGCAGCAGAAAGCACAGUAACAAAGCAGGGAAACAGUCGGCGUGGCCCGUGAAGAGCCUCAGUCUUAACACAGAAGAGGGGCCUCCAGACUUUGAGAGGCCUUUUUUGGACAACAAACCACUCAAAGAAAACCACCAUUGCAACAUCAGCAUAAUUGACACUGAUAGUGGGCAGCAUUUUCACAGCCCAAAGGAAAAGGUUGUAGCUUCUCCUGGCUUUGCAAAGAAAAGUAAUGGAAUUAAAACAAAGGAAAUAACUCUGAUGGCAAGUGGACCUGCAGUUAUGGAAAAAAGAGAGGCAACCAAAAUGUUUAGGGACAAAAAAAUGAGUGCUGCAUCCUUUCAAAGAGGGGACAGUUCCUCGAGUGUUGGGACUCAAACAGAACAGGCCGAACAGAAGAAGGUGAAGCAAUAUCCAUCUAAGUAUAGUGACAGAGAAAGACAUGCCUUCAAACACUCCGAUGAGGACUCUGAGAUGAUUAGUGAUGACAUAAGUGACAUUUUUCGUUUUCUGGAUGAUAUGAGUGUUUGUGACUCUUUGGGCAUUGUCCAGUCAUCAUGUUACAACAGUAACGGGUCUCUCUCUCAGGUAACGCUUAAGUCUGAAGGUGACAGCUCCCCUGACCGUAACACAAUCAAACUAGCCAAGGUCCAGCUGGAUCGCCUUUUCCAUUCACUAGAAAACACAGAUGAUGAGCUCAAAUCAAGUGUGUGUAAGCUGGUGAUGAGAAUUGGCGAGAUUGAAAAGAAACUGGAGUCUCUGUCGGGGGUUCGAAGUGAGAUCUCCCAGGUACUUUCAAAGCUCAACAAGCUGGAUGAGAAGAUCCAGGAGCCUGAGUCCAAUGGGAGGCAAGGGGAUACAGCAUCAGCAUCCGGGUCCAAUGCAACCCCAGAUAAGUCCCACCCACAUCCACAUUCUGACAUCACCCUCUCACCUCAAAUUUUCCAAUGCCACACCACUGGUCACAAUGUCAAAAUGGACAGUGGCCAUGUUGGGGAGUGGUGCUGCACAGAUGGGUGUAAUAGCAACAGCCUCAGGAUGAAAGCUCUGAAGAAGAGCAUGUUCACCAGAAGGUCGUCCCGCUCACUGAACGAGGAGAACAGUGCCACUGAGUCAAAGGUUGCCAGCAUCACCAACUCUCCACGGGACUGGAGGACUGUGUCCUACUCCUGCCACCCUGGAGACGAGGGCAGGGAUAAAGACAGAGACCGAGACUGCAAGGACAGACAUCGAAAAGUCAAAGAGCGAGAGCGUCAAUAUCAGCUCCCCCAGGUGCAACGUCCCCCAAAACCACCAAAGGAGUCCUACCUGGUUGAACAAGUUUUUUCACCGCACCCCUUCACUCCCACCAUCAAGGCCCAUGUGAAAGGCAGCCCCCUGUACACUGAUCUGAGGCUCACCAGCCUUUCAGAUGGCAAGCGCUGUCAACCAUCCUGGACCAUUGAGGAGUAUAAACGCAAGCCAGGAGAGAAGGGAAAGCAGCUUACAGCUCUGGACCUGCAGACCCAGGAGUCCCUUAAUCCCAACAACCUGGAGUACUGGAUGGAGGACAUCUACACACCAGGCUAUGAUUCACUGCUCAAGAGGAAAGAGGCAGAAUUCAGGAGGGCUAAGGUGUGUAAGAUUGGAGCACUGAUUGCAGCUGCUACCUGCACUGUAAUCCUCGUCAUUGUUGUACCAAUUUGCACCAUGAAAUCAUGA